Molecule: messenger RNA, 7003 nt
Organism: Coregonus clupeaformis (lake whitefish)
Lineage: Eukaryota; Metazoa; Chordata; Actinopteri; Salmoniformes; Salmonidae
Product: pleckstrin homology-like domain family B member 1
Exons: 25
Coding region: 504-5159 (1551 amino acids)
Biological process (GO): regulation of microtubule cytoskeleton organization
Cellular component (GO): basal cortex
Molecular function (GO): protein binding
Source: RefSeq, a predicted model, not a curated record
AUUGGAGGAAAUGGGUGAGGUUGAUUCAGAUGACACAGAUUUGGGAUUGCACAAAGGAGCUCUGACUCAGGGUUACCGCUCCUCUCACCCCACCGCACUGUGUUCGCUCACUGCCAUUCUUAGUGACUGACUGAGAAAUAGGGCAUUACACGAGGCUGCGUUGGAAGGAACAAUAGACAACAACGAAUUGUAACGCAAAAUAUUUCACUGAAAUGGAUUGUAUCCCUACGCAAUGGAUGAAUUACCUUUUCUAAUGGCUGCACUAUAAUGCAGGUGGAGAGCGCUCUUUAUGAACACGUAACGUAACCUAUGUGAGUAGCCUGUGGAAGAAUACUGAUAAAUAUAACCAUAACAAAGGAGUCGUCAAGACAAGCCCGCAUUAACGCUCUCUCGUUCUUCAACAAUAAUUUGCCGUUCAGGAAAAACACAUGGCUCGUUUUAAAGGAGCAGCUGCGAUGUUAACAGCAGAGAGCAAGAGGACUUUCAUUUGGAUUUAAAGCUGUAUGCUGUGUUUUGGCCAGUCAGCCUUUUUCCGCUUCAACCACCCAGAGGAGGCGUUCAGGAUGAAGAGCAUGAUGCCAGAGGGAAGCAAGGGCUCCGGUGGGAACUACAGAAUCCACUCAGACUCAAAGAGCCUGGUCAAUGGGAACCAUCAGUCAGGAGCGUCCCAGUCGCACCACCCAGCUCCCGGUGAGAGAGUCUCCUGCUCUGAGCAUAGUGCCAUCGUCAGCUCCAUCGAAAAGGACCUCCAGGACAUCAUGGACUCCCUAGUCAUGGAUGAUCCCCAGCCUUCCGCUUCAGACUCAAAAAAGCCAGACCACCCCAUCCCCAACUCUCCGCUGUCCCCCAUGGUCAACGGAGGAGGCCGCAACCUCCUCUCCCCUCCCACCAGCCCGGGGGCUAUGUCAGUGGGCUCCAGCUAUGAGAACACCUCCCCGCCCUUCUCCCCCCUGUCCUCUCCAUCGGCGGCCAGCAGCGCAGGCAGCUACACCAGCCCUUCUCCCAGCGGCUGCCUGGACCCCCAGGACCCAUCUCUGCCCCCCGUGCCGGUCCGCUCAUCCAGCUACAACUACACAACUACACCGCCCAUCCCCCAGCCAAGGACCAUACUGACCAACUACAGCCCCGGCAGUGGGGUGCAGAGGGUUCCUGAGAGCCCCAGGCUCCAGAGGAAAGGUCUCCUGGAGGCCCCCCAAAGCCCCAAGCCGGCCCGCAGAGGCCAGAGCCUGGACAGCCCAGGGGGGAUGGGUUCAGAGGUUCCCAGACUGACCCACCUAUCUGUUGCAUCAGCCGAUGCCGGGUACAUGGGCAGGAACGCAGUGCCAAGUAGCCCCAGACUCACCUCCAAGUUCCCCUACGCCACGACGUCCUCCUCCCCAUCCAGCCCCAGGACGAAAGCAGGCACCAUCCUCCAGGAGAGUCCGGCCAGACCCUUCAGAGAGCAGGCGGACCGCUCCCUCACCUCCAGCUCUUCCAGACAGCUGCUAUCCCAGCCCAGCAGGGCCUUCCAGCCUCCCCUGGACCCCAUCGUCCACAUCAUCCAGGGGGGCUCUCCGCUCCAGCAGCACCACCCCUUCCCCCACCCCCUCACGCUGCAGCCCCCAGAGAGCCCUCGGCUGACCCGCAGGAACCUCGAGCUCAGCAGCGUUGGCGGCGGCGGGGGCAGCAGCAUGAGGGAACUCCCUCCUCUCAGCCCCUCCAUGGCCCGCAGAGGGGUGCCUGUUCUCCCGGGGGCUCUCCCUGGAAGUAUCCACACGUUGAGAACGCCCGAGAGCCCAUCAUCAUUGGGGAAGCUGGGAGUCCCGGAGAGCCCCAGGCUCCGACGCAAGGCCGGCUCCCCCCCGGAGGACCAGUUUGGCGGCAGUGUGGUCCGAGCCCGCAGCCCCUCCCCCACCUUGGGGCUGAUGAUGAUGGAGAGCGGGGGAGGGGGGAGGAAGGCCAGCAUUGGGAACGCCCUCUCCCCUGCUUACAGCCUGGGCUCCCUACCUGGCUCCUCGCCUCUCGCCAGCCCCAGGGGCCAUAGGAAGAUGUCCGGGGGGCCCCGGGAGCUGAGGGGCCCCCACCCGGGCAUGCGGGAGCGCAAAAACAGCAUCUCUGAGAUCAGCGACAACGAGGAUGAGCUGUUGGAGUACCAUCGGCGCCAGAGAGAGGAGCGGCUCAGGGAGCAGGAGAUGGAGAGACUGGAGAGGCAGAGGCUGGAGACCAUCCUGAACCUGUGUGCCGAGUACAACAAGGGCGACGGGCCCUUGGGGGGCGAGGCGGAGGGGAGGAUGGGCUUCCCUGGGGGCCUGGGGGAGGGGGCAGCCAGGAGACCCUCUAUGGACAGCUUGGUGCAUCGUAGCAUGGCCCAGAGACAACAGAGGGAGAGCGAUGAGGAGAACCUCAAGGAGGAGUGCAGCAGUACAGAGAGCACCCAUCAGGAGGUGAGGACGCCACUUCCUCCACAGGCCCUCCACAAUGGAGGCAGAUACCAGCAUGAGGAGCAGUCUGUUUCGUGUGGUGUGGGGCGGGCAGAGCUGGGUUACCUGGAGGACGAGAGGGUCAGAGUUCUGGCCCGAGUCGACGAGCUCAAAUCACGAAUCACAGAGCUGGAGCAACAGCUACAGGAGUCCAAGCAGGAGGCGGAGAUGGAGCGGGCGCUGCUGCAGGGGGAGAGGCAGGCGGAACUGGACCAGGUAGAGGCGGAGACAGAGAUCAUCGGACAGCUGCAACACAAGCUGAAGGAGCUGGAGAACGCCAUCCAGAGGGAGAAAGACAAGGAGAGGGCAAAUGUUGACGCAGAGCGCCGAGCCCUGGAGAGCCUCCAGGAGGGCUACAGUGAGCUGAAGAACCAGCUUCAUAACUGCCCCGAGUCACUGAGGGAGCAGUUACAGGAACAGCUCAAAAGGGAGGGCGAGACCCUGGAGUCAGAGACAAAGCAGUUUGAGGACCUGGAGUUCCAGCAGCUGGAGAGGGAGAGCAGCCUGGAGGAGGAGAGGGAGACCAUCAGCCAGCAGCUGCUGCAGGAGAGGGCCGAGUACCACACCAGCGUGGCCAAGAGGAAGGACAAGGUGGCAGCUCUGGAAGGCCAGGCCAGUCAGCUGGGACAGCAGGCGUCUCAGGAGUGUGACAGGCUGGCUAAGGACAGGAACCUUACCCUGCAGAUUCUCCAUAAGGAGAAAGAGAGACUAUUGGCCCUAGAGAAGAGGUACCUCAGCCUUACUGGAGGAAGAAGUUUCCCUAAGAGUUCUAGCACCAUGAAAGAGGAAGUGCUCCAUAUCAGCGAGACUGACCUGUUAGAGGACUCCCACUCCCAGCAUCCUUUCUGCCAACCCACUGCUUCAUAUUUAAGCUCCUCCUCUCAGUUAUACCCAGGGGGCAGCCCGUCAGAGGAGUACAUGAAGCUCUCGGAUGUCUAUAAGAUGUAUGGGAGUGAUUGCCAUGACACCCAACUCACCACCUCUGCUCAGCAUGGCCUCUCGCUCACCCUAGACGCAGCUGUCCCCUGCGAGGAGUACGUGACUGUGGGCCAGUUAACUCAGAUCUUUGGGAUGCCGAAGGUCGAGUCCUCCCCUACCUCUCCUCUUCGGCCCCUCCAGUCAAGAGCGGGAGACCCCGCCUUCUCCUGCCUCUCCUUUCCUCAUGGCUCCUGCCCCUCUCUCUCUGUUGAGUACCAGCCUGAGCGCAGUAGGCCUCAAAUCCCCACUCUAGAUUUAGAGCAGUGGUACCAGGAGGUGAUGGCUGCUGGGGAGAGCAGCCAGCUCUGCCCCCCUCCCCCUCUACCAGCUAAAUCUCUCUCCGCUCGCAGGCCUAUGCAGGUGUUCCGCUCCAAGCUGGACAGUGAAGCUGGACAGACGGUACAUCAACCCAAAGCAGGCUCCGGAUCCCAUCUGCAGUACGUAGCCGCCACACUGGGACGCAACACAACCUCCAAGAGCCCACUGAUGGUCCCCAACAGUACAGGCAGUUUGCCACGGAACUUGGCUGCCACCAUGCAGGACAUAGAGACCAAGAGAGCGCUAGCCUUACAGCAGAAAGAGUCCUCCUUGCCUUCCACGUCUGAGUCUCCCUGCUCCACCAUGGACAAUCCCACAGACAGACAGAUAGACAGACAGACCUCUGAGCCUGGGAGCCACCAGGUGAUCGAGGAGCAGCGGCGGCGUUUGGCCGAGCUGAAGCAGCGGGCUGCAGUGGAGGCCCAGUGUCAAUGGGAUGCGCUCCACGGCUCACAGACCCACCUCAACACCCAGUACGCCCCCUCUCACGUCCACGGCCCUCCCAUGGUGCACCACUCCAUCCUGCACCACCAGCCACCGUCGGCGGGCGAGCAGCCGUACGACACACUGAGCCUGGAGAGCUCUGACAGCAUGGACACCAGCGUCUCCACCGGCAACAACUCGGCCUGCUCCCCCGACAACAUGUCCAGUGCCAGUGGGAUGGAUGCGCUGAAGAUCGAGGAGAUGGAGAAGAUGCUGAAAGAAGCCCACCUAGAGAAGGCCAGGCUCAUAGAAUCCAGAGAGCGAGAGAGCCAUGCCCGUAGGCAGAUGCUGGAGGAGGAGAGGAAGAGGCGCGAGGAGGCUGAGAAGAGGCUGCAGGACGAGACAGUGCACAGGCAGCAGCUGGUGGACAAGGAGGUGAAGAUGAGGAGCAAGAACUUCUCCCAGGCUCGUCCUAUGACUCGUUACCUUCCCAUCCGCAAGGAGGAGUUUGACCUGCGCUCCCACAUCGAGUCAUCCGGCCACAACGUGGAGACCUCUUACCACGUGAUCCUCACCGAGAAGAUGUGCAAGGGUUACCUGGUCAAGAUGGGCGGCAAGAUCAAGUCGUGGAAGAAACGCUGGUUUGUCUUCGAUCGCCUCAAAAGGACCUUCUCCUAUUACGUUGACAAGCACGAGACCAAACUGAAAGGAGUCAUCUACUUCCAGGCCAUUGAAGAGGUCUACUAUGAUCACUUGCGUAGUGCCACGAAGAAAGGAUUUUUCAACCUCAAUUUGACCAAUCACUUUUCUGAGCUCCUGCCUCCUCAGUUUCGAAGAGAGAGCCCCAAUCCCUCGUUGACCUUCUGUGUGAAGACUCACGACAGACUCUACUUCAUGGUGGCCCCUGUCCCGGAGACCAUGAGGAUAUGGAUGGACGUUAUAGUAACCGGAGCCGAGGGCUACACACAGUUCAUGAACUAAUAGGGGAGAGUUGCGUACGGUGGCCUAGCGGUGACAAAGGGUCAUAAGGAGACUGUUUCGGCAGGGACACACUUCAAUAGACUCAGGCCUUUCCCUCUCCCAGUAUUGGGAAAUUGCCUUUUUAUUUUGUUACGUUCAUUAUAUCUAUUUUUAAAUCACUUUACAAUAGACAUUUUUCUCCACUGGUUUUUCUACUUGCUUCUGCCUGCGGAUUGAAAAAGGGAGCCCUGGAAGAGACAGACACACACUGUAUAUAACCAAAACAACAAAAUACUGUCAGACUUUCUGCUUAAAAGCCUUUCUAUAUUGCCAAAUGGAGAUCUUGUUUUAGCUACAGGCUCUUGCUUAUGAGACCUACUUUGUGUAUCAGUGUCUUUGAUAGUUUAACUUUUUUUUUUUUUUCAAUUUAGUUUGUUUUUACACACUAAAUGCAAUAUUGCCAAAUUACAUUAAACCAAUGGUUUGACAGAUGGUUGUUUUAUGGAAUGUUUCAAAUAGAAUACGAAGGCAUUUGCCCGAAUCUACUUAAGUUCAUCAGUGAGCUAAAGAUGUAAUAAUUUAAUAAAUUCUAUUGAAAAUGUUGGAGAAUAAACCUAAUUGAAAUCAGUGAGACCAUGACACAACCUACCAAUGUCAAGAAACACACUAACUCCAGGCCAUACUACAUUUCUGUUCACGUCAGAGAUAAAACUAGAUCUUGAUCCAUCUCUGUGACCUUAGUCUACUGCUGAACUAGAUUCCACUGUCUGUCUUCUACUGUAAUGUUGCCAACUGCUAAAGGUGUACACACACAGUCUGUUGGCCAAGUCCUGAUAACUUGAUCUUAUGACUUGACCCUUUGCGUAAGCAGCCAUUCCAUCACUGCCAGCCUACAACACCAGUAGCUCUGGGGACUACAUAAUGAGACCACAAACAGUACGUCAUUAUAAUAAUGCUAAUCAUUCUGUGCCUUGAGAUGUCAUAAUACUCCUAGUCUGUAACUGUUAAUUGAGCAGAAUCGUGCUGGUCUUCUAGCUUUGUUGUUGAAUUCUGAUACGGUUAACAGCAAUACACAAGUGCAUGUGAACAGUAACCUCCCCUGAAUUUCAAAUCAAGUUCCAGCCCCCACUACAUCCUAUGAUAUUGCUUACACUUAUCCAAUUCAUUCAGAUCUCCACAAAUGCACAGGGAUUUCGGAUUCAGGGUGAAUUUCAGCUUUAAUAGAACGUCAUGAUCUGGUAGCUUGACAUCGUAAAGGAUUCAGACAGGCUACGUGAUCACGUUUUAUAAAUCACCAUCUGAAUAUAUUUUUAGAUUAGACUAUGCUGUGAUUUUGAACAUGUAAACCUGAGUGUUUAGGUUUGUGAAGCCUUGUGAAAUUGAGUUGCAUCUUUUUCUAUUUAUGGUUAAUCUGCCAGAUACAGUAGUACUGUAAACAAUGUCACGUAUAAGAAAAGAGACAAGACGUUAAAUGUUUUUAUUUUCCCCGCACCAAAAUGGGUGCAAACAAAUGUUCAGCAUUGGCCAGAGGUAUCAGUGUGAAGUUUUUUUUUCAUACUGUAAAAAGAUGUAUGAAAUGUUAUUUACUCAUCAUUCAACCAGUAUUGUACAAAAAGCCAUUUUUACUUGUCAUUUAAAGAGAAGUUCAAUGGUCAGAAUACACUUCAGUUUUAUGAUAGUGUUGUAUCAGUAUACUUUAUUUGAUACAGUAUACCACACUGAAUAGAUAACGCUCAUACAAAAUAUCAUUUCCAUCUCACUUGCUCCCAUCUCUCACACCAUAUUAUGUUGACGGAACACUGUUUCAUAUAGCACUUUCAUGUAUGAUUAUAUCGAUUGUCAGAUCUAUUAAAACAGAAAUGUUA